Archocentrus centrarchus (flier cichlid) is the source of this 4359-nucleotide messenger RNA. It is a transcript of the gene frs3, whose product is annotated as fibroblast growth factor receptor substrate 3. Gene Ontology annotation, cellular component: cytoplasm. Gene Ontology annotation, molecular function: fibroblast growth factor receptor binding; transmembrane receptor protein tyrosine kinase adaptor activity. Gene Ontology annotation, biological process: fibroblast growth factor receptor signaling pathway. The record is from RefSeq and is a predicted model, not a curated record. Bases 276 to 2129 code for a protein of 617 amino acids. The transcript is spliced from 7 exons. Lineage: Eukaryota; Metazoa; Chordata; Actinopteri; Cichliformes; Cichlidae.
CCGCUAUCACCACCACCACCAGCAGCAGCCGCCGCCGCCGCAGAUAACUAACAGCAGUCUCAAUGCCCACUUCGCAUUAGGGCUAAUAUUUAAAAAAAAAAAAAAAAAAAAAUCCGUGCCAGACAUGGGGCAGAACAUUAAUCCUCUUUGGAAGAUGUCAGUCCAGCAAACUAAUGGGCUUGUGAUGCCGAUCCCCAGUAGAAGAUCCUGGGACUGAGAGGUGGAUCCCUUUACACUGAUGGCCUGGACUGAGUUUCAGCUGGCCUGCUGAAGCUAUGGGGAGCUGUUGGAGCUGUCUAUACAGAGACCCCAUCCGAGACAACCAUCUCACCAAAUUUAAGGUCACCAAUGUAGACGAUGAGGGAAACGAGCUGGGCUCUGGGAUCAUGGAGCUCACCCAGACCGAGCUCAUUCUUCACACGCGUAAGAGAGACGCCAUCCGGUGGCCGUAUCUCUGCCUGCGACGCUACGGCUAUGACUCCAACCUGUUUUCCUUUGAGAGUGGUCGUCGCUGUCAGACUGGGCAGGGAAUCUUUGCAUUCAAGUGCUCCCGGGCAGAAGAGAUCUUUAAUCUGCUCCAGGAGCUGAUGCAGUGUAACAGCAUCAACGUGGUGGAAGAGUCAAUGAUGAUGAGUCGCAGUGGCCACACACCAGAGAUGGACAUGUCUCGCACACCACAGACACCCAACACUCCAGCAUUUCCUGUCCAGGCUUUUCCCAAUGGAUACCCUGGUUAUCCAAUCAGAGGUGAUUCCUCUCAACCGUCUAUUGCUGAUGAUCAUGGACAUAGCCUCAUGGGUUUGGAAGACCAGACCCACACCUAUGUAAAUACUGUGAGCAUGGAGGGGGAUCUUUCCAUGCGUCAUUGUGUGCACUCUCUACCUGAGGUACGACCUAGCACUUUUCCUGAAACAACACGGGGAGCCAUGCCUGUCGGGGGUCAAGGAAAUCCGCAGUCUAAUCUGCGGUGCUGUCCCCUCGAGGAGCAUAAAGAUCCUCAGGUGUUCUUACAGACGUCGUCGCAGGAGGUCAAAUUUAUGCUGGGUCCCACUCCAGCACAACGACAUCUGCUGGAGAGAGAGAGAGAGAGAGAGAGGGAGAGGCAUGGGCACAAUCCUCAUAACCUUCAGCCAGUAGAGGGUGCAGCAAGCUCAGAAACAGAAGGAGAUGAGCCCCCUAUGCACCUGUGCAACUCUCACUCCUAUCACCAUUUUCAUCAUCACAUGCACCGGCACCCGGGCCACGAGCACCAGGAUGGCUGCCAGAGUGGGGAGCUCACCUAUGAAAAUAUCAAUGGCCUGCGAAGCGGCCGUAAGCAGCGUCUGAGUCCCAGCAGCGUGUCGCAGUCUGUCGGUUCAAGCAGCAGCAGCAGCACUGGAGAUAGUCAUUCUCACUCCCUCUUGCAUGGUCAUGGGCAACCAUCUCUACCCCCGCAGGGCUACCCCUGUGAGAGAGGCAUGGGUGGAGGUCAUCGUCGGACAGCUCUGCUUAACUACGAGAACUUACCCUCUCUGCCACCGGUGUGGGAGUACAGCGCUCUGCAGCGGGAUGAUGAGCAGGAAGAAGAAGAUGAUGACCAGGAUGAGGAGGAAUAUGAAGAAGAAGAGGAAGACUUUGAUGAGUAUGAGUUCUCAGAAGGCCCCGGGACACCCAAUGGGUACCAUCAGGACGGUCGGGGCAUCCACAGAGACGCCCUGCAGAACUAUGUCAACACAGAGCAGGUCCAGCCUCCCCGGCUUCGACACGCCUGCCCCCCGCAUCCACGGCCGUGUCACCCAGACAGAGGGGGGCGAAUAUUUAGCUUUGAUUUCCGCAGACGAUCGAGGUCAGGGGUUGGAGGGUGUGAACACAGCCACAUGCCUCCAUCACGGCAGCUGAAUUACAUCCAGGUGGACCUGGAGGGAGAACCUCCCUGCCAAGCCCUCAGCAGCGGGGGUGCCCAGACCCAGCCACAGCACCAGCGCCUACCACUCAAACAAUGUGGUCCACAGGCACCCCGGCGCAGCGAAUGCUACGCAGUCAUUGACCUAAAGAAGACCGCUGCCAUGUCCAACCUGCAGAAAGCGCUGCCCAGGGAUGAUGGGACUUCCAGAAAGACUCGCCACAACAGCACAGACCUGCCUCUGUAAAUGGUGUUCAAAGUGAAAGAGGAGCGAUGAAGACAGAUGAAGGCUUAUCCUCAUCUUAGCACACUGGACCCUUCACUGUCAUCCAUCCAUUCAACUGUCGGGCUGAUCAGUACAGUACAGGUACCUAAUUAGAAACUUACUGAAACCUAUCUGUGCAUAUAAAAGGAAAAGAGAAAUCUCUGAGGAGAAUUUGCCAUUUUAUUCUGUUACUUGUCAGAUAUUUGGUGUAAAGCUCUCUGGAAAAAUGUCCUCAGUUUUUUUUUUUUUUUGCUGCAGAUACUGUUUGCUGGAUAUAUGACUAUUAUUAUAUAUAAGCAUAAAGUCUCAUAUAGGUGUAAGGUGUGUAUAUAUGUGACUUUUUGCUUAGCUUUGGCUGAAAAGUUUAGCAGAGAGUUUUAAGCAGAAGCGGUCAUUGCCAUAAUGUAUUGCAAAUAUUUAACACCAUCUACACUCAUGAAUAUUGUUGCUCCUAUUAUUUAGUUUGGUUACAAACACUAAGAGCGUCAGAGUUGUGACCCUCAUUGCAGAAAUUUAGUUGAUGGCAUGGAGGAAGGUAAUGCUUCCUCCCAGAUACUGGUCAAUCUUCAUACCUCAUCAAAAGCACUUAAAUAUAAUGUUGUGGCUAGUAGAAGAGACCAUUGUUUGUUACUGUAUGCCUAUAGAGCAUUUUGCACACAAUCCUAUGGAAUUGUAUUUCAUCUUUCUUUUUCUUUCUUUCUUUUUUUUAAGGAACUGUUUAGUUCAAUCCAAGCUUAAAAAAAAAAAAAAGAUGGCUUAAAUAAAUACAACAGAAUAUGAUAUUUGAAGAAAUGUACUAAACUAAAUGAUGGUAAAAGUAGCACACAUGCAUUAAAUGAGCUUUGGCUCCCUCCUAUUAACAUGCAGCAAUUGAAAAAGUAGCAUAUCAACUUUGAUCACACCUCCUGCGUAUCAUCUCAAACCUGCUGGAGGUUCACGCUUGUCACGUUGCACUUUUGACCCUGGGCUGCUGAAACGCUCUUUGUCACUACUCCCGCGCCACUGGAGCCACAGGUUGUGUCCUUUUACCAAAAACAGGGGGGCCAAAUAUUUCACGGAGAUAAUAAUGUAGAUAGGGUUUAUUUAAAUGUUCUUGAUGGAGACACUGAUAACCUCAAAUAGUGGCAUUAAGCUAUAACCUCACAGGUAAUGUUGUCAGUUAUCAGGUAUGGAUGGUGUUUUUAAAAAGGGUGGUCACAAAAUCAUCCGGUGAGGCUAAUUCUAAACCGUGAUCAGAUAUUUAUUUAUUUAUUUCACUUUUAUUUAUUCAUUCUUUCUUUUUGUUAAAAAAAAAGAAAGAAAAGUUGUAGUAAUUUUGUUUUCCAUGUGAUGACCAGCGUUUUGUAAUCCAGUUGGUAAUAUGGAGACCAAAGUUUCACCUUAAAUUACCACUGGACACUGAUGUAUUACUGUUAUAACUGUGCUUAAUUAUAUUUUAAACAAAAGAGACUGUAUUUAUAUUUUAAGUGCCAAAACUUAAUUGCAAACUGUACGAUGAAUAAAAAUGUGCCAUUUGGAUUUGUAGAAAACUAUAGGACAGAAAGGCAUAAGAGGAUAACAGUCAGAGGACAAAACAGAAUCCUGCUUUUUAAGGAUAAUUCCGACUAAAAUAAAUAAAAACUGCACAUUCCACCUCAUCCACAUCGACAGCCAUUUCAAAGGGGGAUAUGAGAAUGGUAACCUUGUGGUCUGAUAAUCACUGUUAGGGUGGUUUUUAUGCUGCUACAUGUACAUACUAACAGUAGCCCAUGUAAGCUACAUGAAAAAAAAAAUGAUGUGAUGUCAGAUCCUUUAUCAUAUUGUUAAUAGAAGUAGCAUUGUUGUGUUCUCCUGAGAUUUUUUUUUUUUCUUUUUUUCCCCAGACCAGUGGAAGUGUCACGUGCCAUUUAACCAAAUAUUUAAUUUGAGCAGCGUUUCAUUUAAUGGAGAUUAUUUUCUGACAAACUAGCUGUCUGGUAUGGGGAGAGUUAAUGGAAGCACAUGAGUCUGUCAUCUUUUUCUUUUUUUUUUUUGUUUCUUUUAAGUGAGCAUUCACAUCAGGGUGACGUUUUCAGCCUAUUGAGGAAGGCCAGAUGUUCUACGUUUACACAUGUACCGGCUUUCGAAUGCAGAUGUAUUGUGGCAUUUAGCUGAAGUUGGUCUUUUUUUUUUUUUUUUUUUUUUCAUGGAGCAUUUAGGAGAUUAAUUGAGACAAAAAUACAUUUUAUUUAUU